AAAAAAAGUGUAGUGCGCAAGAUAUGGAACAAGGAGGUCAUGAGCAGAAGGGUGUGGUCGACUAACGGUUUUUAAUGGUUCCUGACUGACACACAGAGGAAAGAGACCGUGGAUGCUGCUCUGGAACGAGCUCUGGAACUACGCGACAGCUCAGGAUGGACACCAAGGUGAGCUGAAUGACUUUCAUUUGGGACUCAAAGAGGAGAGGAGUAAGGGAGGGACAUUGGCACUCAUGAGAAAGGUAGAGAGUAAGAUAUGUGAAGUGAGAGAGCCUGUGGCGGAUGUUCGAGAUGGACGGACAAACAGACAGAUACACGGAAAGAUAAACAGACAAUGGAUUCAGCUGAGCUGGAUGGCAAUAUGUCUGUUUCUCACACUACCAGGUGCGCCUACACAUGCCUCCUGUCCUGUUGAGCUCAACCCUCCCAGAGUAGUGGUGAGAUAUGGAGACUCCGUCUCAGUCAACUGCACCACAUCCACAGACCCCGAGGGGAUGGGGUGGGAGGUCACGUUCGGAGGUAUAGGUUUGCAAGAAAAUGUCAACUUUGUCACCUGGACUGUGGGAAGCCUCAUGGACUGGACAAUAGAACCUAAAUGCUACAUCAAUCCACAAAAUGGAAGUCAGUGUACUGAGAUUCUCCCUGUCAUUCUCUACAAGACUCCAGACAGCGUGUCUAUCUCUCCUCUGAGCCACUCUGGUCCAAUGAUGGAGGGGAAGGAGUACCAGCUGCAGUGUGACAUCCAGAACAUCGCUCCUCUACAGAACCUGGUUGUGAGGUGGUACAAAGGCAAUGAAACUAUAGAGACUCAAACGUUUAAUGACUCCACAAAGAAACCAGUGAAUAUCUCCUCCACCCUCACCCUCACCCACAGAAGUUAUGAGGGUGAAGUGGAGUACAGAUGUGAGGCAGAGCUGGACCUGGGACCAGAGGAACCAAAACCUACUGCCUUGUCAUCAAAACCUCUUAAUGUUACUGUUUACUCUCACACAAACAAGUCAACAACACCCACGGCUAAGUCUUUAACCACCGCAGAUGCAAGGUGGGAUGAACCAUUCAAUUAUGACUACUACUUCCUCCGUGUUGUUGGUCUGUCUAUGGCUGCAGUGCUCUUCAUCCUGGGUAUUAUGGUCAUUAGCUGUGAUAAAGUAUGACGGAUGCCUAGGUGUCAUGUGGGCACAGGGAAGUCGUACCAAGUGGCCAGAGAGUAGUGAGGGAACAAACGUGUUACUGAGUGGCCUCAAGACACCAGAAGAGUUCAUCAGAGGGACAUGGUGAAACAACACUGAUUCAACAGACCUUAUCGGCCAUGUGCGUGUGUAUGUGUGUGUGAAAACAUUGUUGGACAAAACUCUGCAUCUCUCAUUUCAGAGAUAAGAACGUGAGAUGUGUUUCAUGUGCCUUUCCCACAGACUGCAAGUGAGACUCACUCAACAUUAUGAAAUGACCCCUCCCUCACUCUUCUAAAGACUUACCUGUAGUUUUGAAUGCAAGUUUUAUUAUACUUUGGCAAUCAUAUUUCUAUGUAUAUUUUCAAAUGCUUACAAAAUGUUAAAGAAUAUAUACUGUAGAUGUUACGUAGCUCAGAGGCGCCCCCAAGAGCACUGGAAGAGGUAUUGAUCCUUUUCUCAUAUCCCAGAGACAGCCAAUUCCAUGCCUAGCUUUUCACAGAUUUUCAUGUAGAUUUUAUCUGUAGAUUUGUCACCAACGUGGAUGACAUUUUCUCUAAUAAAUCACAUACAUGUCCUGUU
Molecule: messenger RNA, 1750 nt
Organism: Oncorhynchus kisutch (coho salmon)
Lineage: Eukaryota; Metazoa; Chordata; Actinopteri; Salmoniformes; Salmonidae
Product: intercellular adhesion molecule 1-like
Exons: 9
Coding region: 113-1153 (346 amino acids)
Biological process (GO): cell-cell adhesion; regulation of monoatomic ion transport
Cellular component (GO): membrane
Molecular function (GO): ion channel regulator activity; integrin binding
Source: RefSeq, a predicted model, not a curated record